Molecule: messenger RNA, 912 nt
Organism: Fraxinus pennsylvanica
Lineage: Eukaryota; Viridiplantae; Streptophyta; Magnoliopsida; Lamiales; Oleaceae
Source: the annotation of a GenBank genome assembly
AUGGCAUUCGUUAUAGCAUCCGUAGUUUUCUUGUUGAUAGUAUCGACUAUUUUCGGGGCAUCCAUGGCUACGGUACAUCAGUUUUCAACUACAACCCUCAAUUUCAUAAUGUUCUACGAGUGUCAGCCCAAGAUUAUGCGACAUGCACAUCCUCAGCACCACUUUCCAGCUUCAACAGUGGAAGCGAUUCAAUCCCGCUUCCGGCCUUUGGAAAUUUUUACUUCAUCUGUAGCUUCCCAGGCAACUGCCAAGCUGGACAGAAAAUUUUUAUCAUGGUCCCAAGCAACCCUUCUACACCGGGCACAAACUUGGACUUCUGAUUAUUCUGGACUCGUUGCUAUUGGACUUCUACCUGCACUAAGAGAAAAAUUGGCAGGCGAGUAUUCAAUCAAUAUUCAACUGCUUCAACACUCCUUUGUCCCUUUUCUCCUUCAGAAAGUCCAACUUCGCAUUGUAGCCAUGGCAUUCGUUAUAGCAUCCGUAGUUUUCUUGUUGAUAGUAUCGACUAUUUUCGGGGCAUCCAUGGCUGCGGUACAUCAGUUUUCAACUACAACCCUCAAUUUCAUAAUGUUCUACGAGUGUCAGCUCAAGAUUAUGCGACAUGCACAUCCUCAGUACCACUUUCCAGCUUCAACAGUGGAAGCGAUUCAAUCCCGCUUCCGACUUUCGAAAAUUUUUACUUCAUCUGUAGCUUCCCAGGCAACUGCCAAGCUGGACAGAAAAUUUUUAUCAUGGUCCCAAGCAACCGUUCUACACCGGGCAGUACGUAACACUCCCCCAAUAGGCGGUGGCCAAAAUUUUCCAGGGCGUGAUCCUACAAAGACUAAUAGUGUGACUUGUCGUCUUUCCUCCAGCAAACUUGGACUUCUGAUUAUUCUGGGCUCGUCCCUGUUGGACUUCUACCUGCACUAA